This is a messenger RNA of Closterium sp. NIES-65, 513 nucleotides long. NCBI's taxonomy places the organism in Eukaryota, Viridiplantae, Streptophyta, Zygnematophyceae, Desmidiales, Closteriaceae. The record is from the annotation of a GenBank genome assembly.
AUGCUUUUCAUUCUCUUUCUACAGCUGCAUAGUCCUCUCUCUCCAAUCUCUCCUCACUCUUCUCUCUCCAAUCUCUCCUCACUCUUUUCUCUCCACUCUCUCCUCGCUCUUUUCCCUCCACUCACUCUCCUCAGACUCGCAGGUUUGGCGUUUCUCUUCUCAGUGGGCAUCGGCUUGCAGCUGCUGGGAUGUGUUCUCUACAACAACUGGUGGCCAAUGCUCUCAGCGCUCAUGUACCUGAUACUGCCCAUGCCAUGCCUGUUCUUUUCUACUGGUGACUCCUCCGACUUCUUUCUCAUGGGCACGGAUAACGAAUGGCAAGAUGCAGCCAAGUUCCUCACUGGCUUUUCUUCGAUUGGCAGUGUUGCAAUCCCCUUCAUCCUCCACCACGGUCAUCUCAUAACUCUUGGAGCCACUCUCUUCACACUUGCGGCCUUCAUUGUGCUCAGCGGCACUCUAGUCCUUUUUAUUCGGGUGUCUAUGGAUGAUGGCCCCUCUUGGAGUGGGUAUUAG